Messenger RNA from Paramisgurnus dabryanus, 1630 nucleotides. RefSeq names its product UAP56-interacting factor-like. Gene Ontology annotation, biological process: mRNA export from nucleus. NCBI's taxonomy places the organism in Eukaryota, Metazoa, Chordata, Actinopteri, Cypriniformes, Cobitidae. The record is from RefSeq and is a predicted model, not a curated record. Gene Ontology annotation, cellular component: nuclear speck. Gene Ontology annotation, molecular function: mRNA binding.
CGUAGUUUCGCGCAUGCGCCAAUGGUCCAAUGAAGGUGGGCGAGAUUGCAACGCUCAGUUUGUGCAGCUAAGUUAGAUUGUGUAGACAGUCUGUAUUUGGGUUUAUAUAUCAAACAUAAAACUAACUAAAUAAUGAGCAAAUCUAGUUUUCAGUCGGUCGGCAGUACAGAGGAGCUGGAUAAAGUGGACAUGUCUUUAGAUGACAUUAUUCGUCUGAAUAAGAAGCAGAAACAAAUUCAGAACCAGAAGACAAACCCCAGGACCCCAGUUGGGGGUCACUUUAACCAAGGGAAGACAAGUGGGGCAAGAGCUGGAGUGCCAUCCAAAAGAGUUGGUGGUGUUGCUGCAGGAGGUGUUACGAAUAAACGCUUCGGUUGGAGCCGCAAGUUUCCACCCACAGUGGCAAGGCGUCGUGGGCAGGGAGUCAUCACUGGCUUGGCUGCAAGAAAGAACGCUGUUCUGCUAAAAGGUAUCAGUCCACUCAAUCGACCCGCCCAGAUCAGACCUGCUCAGAACCGACCAAUGCUGAACCGACAGGUGGCCAACAAUUCGUCUUUAAACCAGAGAUCUCAGCCGUUUGUCCAGCGGCGUGACUCCCAGCGCCGACAGAUGCAGAUUCAGAGGAGACCACACAGACAGAUGGAUUCCCAGAAACACCAGGGCUCCGUUUCACACAGACCCUUUCGGCUUCGCAGGAAAUGGAAUGUUCCAUCUGCUCCACAAACACAGAGGGAAACUCGACAGGCCACCUUCCUUUUCAGAAGAGGGCUUAAGGUUAAUGCACAAGUUCAGAAAACCAGGUCGACUUCACCCACACAGAGAACUCACUCGUGGCGCACUUCUACAAACAACAGCGGCAUCCUCACAGUGUCCAUAGACAACCCUACAGCUAGAACACAACCGGAGCAAGCUCAGUCUUGGUCUCUGCACCCCUCAACCUCAACACGCUUGUCACCUCAAUCCAAAGAAGACGCUGAGAGGAGGCCGCCUAAAGGUGUCGCCCUGCAGUUCGACAUUAACAGCGUUGGAAAACAGACCGGAAUGACCCUCAACGAGCGCUUCCGCAUUCUGAAAGACCAGCGCGUGGCAGCAACGCAUCAGACCAGCAAGAGAGGCCGAUUCGUCACUGUGGCCUAGAGCUGAACUCUGAGACAUUGAUCACAUGUCCAUCUAUUCCUGUUCUUGAACGGAGUCGCACCAAACCCACAGAAUGAGGCAGCCAAAUAAGGACCAGAGCUGAACUAACACUGUUUCAAUGCAUUGAAUUUCCCUGCCUGAAGAGACUGAGAAAGUGGAUGUGCAGGUUUUCUGAAAGAGUUGGGGGAAGUGGUUGACAUUUUUUUGUGAAAGCUUGCUGUUCUGUUCUCACAAAGCAAGUAAAACUGUUGCAUUUCAGUUUGUUUACAUUGUGUUGUCUUCUGAACUGCCCUUUAUUUGUUGGAGUCCUGUUUUUUUUAUUUGCAUCACGCAGUUUCAGCUCACAAUGAAUUUCAAAGUUUCUAUGUAGACCUUGUGUUUGUUUUUCUUAAAACCGUUGUAUGAAGCACAUUGCAUUCUUUUGUAGAGCAAAAAAAGACUGUUUUAAAGAUGUUUUAUAAUGUUUCAAUUAAAUGCAACAUUAUGCACCAAA